This is a messenger RNA of Zingiber officinale, 702 nucleotides long. RefSeq lists its product as uncharacterized. The coding region runs from base 1 to 702 and encodes 233 amino acids. The transcript has a single exon. NCBI's taxonomy places the organism in Eukaryota, Viridiplantae, Streptophyta, Magnoliopsida, Zingiberales, Zingiberaceae. The record is from RefSeq and is a predicted model, not a curated record.
AUGACAAAGGAGUUUGAGAUGACGGAUAUUGGCAUAAUGUCCUACUAUUUUAGGAUUGAAGUGAAGCAACGAAAUGAUGACAUAUUUAUUUCUCAAGAAGGAUAUGCUAAAGAAAUUCUCAAGAAGUUUGAUAUGAAAAAUUGCAAGCCGGUCGGGACACCUGUGGAGUGCAAAAUCAAGCCACACAUGAAUCAAGAUGGUGAAAAAGUUGAUCCAACUUUAUUCAAGAGUCUUGUUGGAAGCUUGAGGUAUCUAACCUGUACUAGACCGGAUAUUCUUUUUGGCGUUGGACUUGUGAGUCGUUACAUGGAAGCUCCUACUACUUCACAUUUGAAAAUUGCCAAAAGAAUUCUUCGCUACAUCAAAGGUACAAUUAAUUAUGACAUCUUGUAUGUUUUCUCGGACGACUUUAUGCUUGUUGGCUAUUGUGAUAGUGAUUGGGCCGGUGAUAUUGAUGGUCGAAAAAGUACUACUGGGUUUCUUUUCUUUAUGGGAAAUUCAACUUUUACUUGGAAUUCUAAGAAGCAACCUAUUGUGAUUCUUUCUAUUUGUGAGGCGGAGUAUAUAGCUGCUACUUCUUGUGUUUGCCAUGAAGAUCCGACGAAGAUUUAUGUUGAUAAUAAAUUUGCAAUUGCAUUGGCCAAUAAUCCAAUGUUUCAUGAAAAAAGCAAGCAUAUUAAUACAAGAUAUCAUUUUAUUUGA